Passer domesticus (house sparrow) is the source of this 767-nucleotide messenger RNA. RefSeq names its product myogenic factor 6 (gene MYF6). Gene Ontology annotation, biological process: regulation of transcription by RNA polymerase II; positive regulation of skeletal muscle fiber development; skeletal muscle cell differentiation. Gene Ontology annotation, molecular function: DNA-binding transcription factor activity, RNA polymerase II-specific; RNA polymerase II cis-regulatory region sequence-specific DNA binding; protein dimerization activity. NCBI's taxonomy places the organism in Eukaryota, Metazoa, Chordata, Aves, Passeriformes, Passeridae. Bases 23 to 748 code for a protein of 241 amino acids. The transcript has 3 exons. The record is from RefSeq and is a predicted model, not a curated record.
GGCAGAGAGGCCCAGGGACAGCAUGAUGGACCUUUUUGAAACUGGCUCCUAUUUCUUCUAUUUGGACGGGGAGAAUGGAGCCCUGCAGCAGCUGGAGAUGGCUGAGGGAUCCCCGCUGUACCCAGGCAGCGACGGCACCUUGUCUCCAUGUCAGGACCAAAUGCAGCCAGAGGCCGGCAGUGACAGCAGCGGAGAGGAGCAUGUGCUGGCACCCCCGGGACUACAACCCCCUCACUUCCCCGGCCAGUGUUUGAUCUGGGCUUGUAAAACUUGCAAGAGAAAGUCGGCCCCCACGGACAGACGGAAAGCAGCCACCCUGCGGGAGAGGAGAAGGCUGAAGAAGAUCAACGAAGCCUUCGAGGCUCUGAAAAGGCGGACUGUGGCGAACCCCAACCAGCGGCUGCCCAAGGUGGAGAUACUGAGGAGCGCCAUCAGCUACAUCGAGAGGCUGCAGGACCUCUUGCACAGGCUGGAUCAGCAGGAGAAAAUGCAGGAGAUCGGGGGGGACCCCUUCAGCUUCAGCCCGAAGCAGGGAAAUAUCCCCAGUUCGGAUUUCCUGAGCACCUGCAGCUCCGACUGGCAAAGCGUUUCAGACCAUUCCCGAGCCCUAGGAGUGAGCCCCAAAGAAGGAGUCUCCGCUGUCGAGUCGUCGGCCUCCAGCAGCCUCCGCUGCCUCUCCUCAAUAGUGGACAGUAUUUCUUCCGACGAUCCCAAACUGCCCAGCGCGGACGAAGCGGUGGAGAAAUAAACCCGGGUUUGUGGUAGUG